AACUAGAAACUCCAAAUCCCUCCGAAUUCUGAAUUCCCUCUUCUGUGUGAUCCAACCAUAACAGAAAUUCGGACCAAACAUUCGUCAGAAAGAACAAAGUGAUUGGUGAUCGAUGAUGUCGGGCUUUAAACUCAGCACCAGUGCUUUCAUCUACGUUCGCACAGCCACCAAAACCAAACCCCUCUCAUGGACCCCUAACACAAGAACAACCCCAACCCAACACCGCCGCAGGUACAUUCCUUCUCAUUCCAUUUCCAAAAACCAAAUCCUAGGGUUUACACGUUCACACAAAUUGCCAUGUUUGGGAAGAGCUGGUCUUGUCACGGAUUUAGGUUCGCCGGUGCCAUCACCACAGCCUCAACCUCAACCUCAACUUCAAGCUCAGUCUAAGCCUGAGCCAGAACCAGAACCUUCCAAAUUGCUCACUCUGCCCACAAUUCUUACUCUGGGUCGUGUCGCCGCAGUGCCACUUCUUGUUGCUACUUUCUAUAUGGAUGGUUGGCUCGGAACUGCUGCUACUACGAGUAUUUUCGUCGCUGCAUCAAUCACAGAUUGGCUUGAUGGCUAUCUUGCUCGCAAGAUGAAGUUGAAAUCUUCGUUCGGGGCAUUCUUAGAUCCGGUAGCUGACAAGCUCAUGGUUGCUGCCACACUGGUCUUAUUGUGCACUAGACCUCUGGAUGCUGGUGUGUUUGGACAAGCACCGUGGCUGCUGACUAUACCUGCAAUUGCCAUAAUUGGUAGAGAGAUAACCAUGUCUGCAGUCAGGGAAUGGGCUGCUUCCCAGGAUAGCAAGCUUUUAGAGGCUGUUGCUGUAAAUAACUUGGGGAAGUGGAAAACAGCCUCACAGAUGACAGCAUUAACAAUCCUUCUUGCAACCCGGGACUUGAGCCAUGGAGGAGGAGCUGUCAUUUUAGUUGGCUCUGGUGUUGCUUUGCUUUAUACUUCAGCAGGGCUUGCCUUAUGGUCUUUAAUUGUAUAUAUGAAGAAAAUUUGGAGGGUGUUGUUGAGGUAGCAUGCCUGCUGCUCCAUGUAUUCAAGUGCUAAAUACAGUUUAGAGUCAUUGUAAGCUUAAGGGGAAAUUCAGCUGGAAAUUAUGCCUCAAGAUUAAUGUUCAAGAUAAUGGAUAGUGGGCAUGCAUAGAAAAGAUUGAACAUGCAAGCUGCCACUGCCAUCUCAAAUAUCCGCAUCAUUGGUUCAUUGAAGCAUCUGGCUCGGCGAUUUUAUAAUCAUUUUGAAUGUUUGACAACAAGAAUUAUUGGAUUCACUGAAAGAUGGAAUCAAGAACACCUUACCAAUUGAGCGGCAUUGAAAAUUCAGACAAUUUAAGGCUUCAUAAGUUUUUCUUAGUUUUUCUUAUCUUUACAAGAAUAUAAAGAUGAUAUCAACUUUUUUAACUGUUUGUUAGUUGUGUACACUUUUUAUUAAGAAUUCAAUCCUUACAACA
Molecule: messenger RNA, 1444 nt
Organism: Vigna radiata var. radiata (mung bean)
Lineage: Eukaryota; Viridiplantae; Streptophyta; Magnoliopsida; Fabales; Fabaceae
Product: CDP-diacylglycerol--glycerol-3-phosphate 3-phosphatidyltransferase 2
Exons: 8
Coding region: 113-1012 (299 amino acids)
Biological process (GO): glycerophospholipid biosynthetic process
Cellular component (GO): membrane; chloroplast envelope
Molecular function (GO): CDP-diacylglycerol-glycerol-3-phosphate 3-phosphatidyltransferase activity
Source: RefSeq, a predicted model, not a curated record